Messenger RNA from Rhinocladiella mackenziei CBS 650.93, 2643 nucleotides. RefSeq lists its product as uncharacterized. The coding region runs from base 1 to 2643 and encodes 880 amino acids. Gene Ontology annotation, cellular component: RISC complex; nucleus; cytosol. Gene Ontology annotation, biological process: mRNA catabolic process; regulatory ncRNA-mediated gene silencing. Gene Ontology annotation, molecular function: nuclease activity; RNA binding. The record is from RefSeq and is a predicted model, not a curated record. The transcript has 2 exons. NCBI's taxonomy places the organism in Eukaryota, Fungi, Ascomycota, Eurotiomycetes, Chaetothyriales, Herpotrichiellaceae.
AUGGCUCUUCUUCAAGCCCGUGUUAAAAGUGUCCCGUCAGGCGACACCUUGAUCAUCACCAACCAGAAGGGUGCCGAACGCACUCUGUCGUUGGCUUACAUCAGCGCCCCUCGAUUGAAGAGGGAGGGUGACGAGCCAUUUGCCUUCCAAUCCCGUGAAUUUCUUCGAGAGCAACUUCUCGGGAAAGUCGUCCAAUUUCAGGUCCUGUACGCCAUUCCUACCACCAAACGAGAAUACGGCCGAGUCAAGCUUCCCAAUGGCUCUGAAUUUCCCGAUCUGAUCGUGCAGGAAGGCUGGGCUAAAGUGCGAGAGGAUGCAGGCAAAAAGGAGGACGAUGAAAACGCAUUGGCAUACCUAGACAAGCUCCGGUCUUUGGAGAGCGAGGCCAAGUCGAAUAUCAGAGGCCUCUGGGCCAAAGGUGGCCAAAUAGAGAACUCUUCUGAAGUCUCUGAUCCGAAUGCCUUGGUGGAGCAAUACCAGGGAAAGAAGGUCGAUGCCAUCGUGGAACGUGUUCUCACUGGCGAUCGAUUGAUUGCCCGACUGAUGCUUACACCUACCAAACAUGUUCAAACCAUGCUGGUCCUAGCCGGUGUGAGAGCUCCUGCUACGAAGCGAACUUCUCCCGAAGGCAAAGAUGUUCCGGCCGAACCUUUCGGUACUGAGGCUCACGCGUUUGUGGACGAGAGACUACAUCAGCGUAAAUGCGCGGUUGAACUCCUCGGUGUGACGCCGCAAAAUCAGCUCAUUGCGAAUGUCCUACAUCCGAAAGGAAACAUCGCAAAGUUCCUCCUUGACGCUGGUCUGGCUCGAUCAAAUGACCAACAUGUCACUCUCCUCGGCAACGAAAUGGCCCAGUUCAGAAAUGCGGAGAAUGGAGCAAGGAAUGCCCGGAGAGGAGUCUUUACCGGCGUGUCUGCCACCAAGGCUGCCGGUGUCCAGGAUGCCGAUUUCACCGUGUCCCGAAUAUUGAACGCCGAAACGGUCUUUAUCCGAACCCGUUCGGGUGAGGAACGAAAAGUGACCCUUUCCAGUAUCCGACAACCCAAACCCUCAGAUCCAAAGCAAGCACCGUUUGGUGCUGAGGCCAAGGAGUUUUUGAGAAAGCGCUUGAUCGGAAAACAUGUCAAGGUGACCAUUGAUGGCAAGAAGCCUGCUUCAGAAGGCUUUGAGGAGCGAGAAGUGGCCACGGUGCUUGUCAGUGGAAAGAACAUUGCAUUGACUUUGGUGGAAGCGGGAUAUGCUUCUGUGAUACGCCAUCGACGGGAUGAUGACGACCGUUCGCCAGACUAUGACGCUCUUCUACUUGCUGAGGAAUCAGCCCAGAAGGACGAGAAAGGAAUGUGGUCUCCAAAAGCGCCAACAGCCAAACAAUAUCAAGACUACUCAGAAAGCCUACAGAAAGCUAAAAUGGAGGCAUCGGUUUUACAGAGACAGAAAAAGGUCCCUGCCGUGGUGGACUUUGUUCGCGCGGGUUCUAGAUUCGUGGUCCUGGUCCCUCGAGAAAAUGCAAAACUUACGUUUGUUCUCUCCGGCAUCCGUACGCCAAAACCGGCACGACAGCCGGGUGACACCGCUGAACCUUUCGGACAAGAAGCAUACGAUUUUGCCAAUCGAAGAUGCCUGCAACGAGAUGUCGAGAUCGAUGUGGAGAAUACCGACAAAGUCGGCGGAUUCAUCGGUACCAUGUAUGUUGGACGCGACAAUUUUGCCCGAGCUUUGGUCGAAGAGGGUCUCGCAGAAGUACAUGCUUAUUCGGCUGAGCAAAGUGGUCAUGCGAAUGAACUCUUUGCCGCACAGAAAAAGGCCAAAGAGGCCCGAAAAGGUAUGUGGCACGACUGGGAUCCCAGCAAAGACUUGGAUGAAGAUGAGGCUGGGCCUCGGUCGAAUGGUGCAGAGGGUGCGAAUGGAGACUCGGCCGAAACGACUUCAAGAAGAAAGGAUUACCGCGACGUGAUGGUGACGCAUGUCGACGAGACCGGCAAACUCAAGAUCCAACAGAUCGGAGCGGGAACUGCGAGCUUGACGGAGCUGAUGACGGCAUUCAAAUCAUUCCACUUGAACAAGGCCAAUGAUCAACCUCUCCCUGGACCUCCCAAGGUUGGGGAUGUUGUUGCAGCCAAAUUCACCGUGGACAAUGAGUGGUAUCGAGCCAAGGUUCGCAGAGUUGAUCGGGAAGGAGGGAAGGUCGAUUUGACAUAUCUGGACUAUGGAAACUCGGAGACGAUUCCGUGGUCUCGAUUGCGACCUUUGACUCAACCACAAUUCUCGACUCAAAGGCUCAAGCCACAAGCCACGGAUGCGGUAUUGUCUUUCUUGCAAUUACCAACUUCCCAACAAUACCUUCAUGAAACGGUAGACUUCAUCGCAGAACAGACUGAUGGACGAGAACUGGUGGCCAAUGUCGACUAUGUCGCUCCGGAAGGAACGUUAUAUAUCUCCUUGCUCGACCCGAAGGUGUCGACCAAGAUUGAUGAAAGUAUCAAUGCGGAGGUGGUUCGAGAAGGGUUGGCAAUGGUACCAACCAAGCUCAAGGCCUGGGAACGACAGGCAGGAGACACAUUGACGAAGCUGAAAGAGCUUCAGGAUGAGGCAAAAAAGGAUCGAAGGGGUAUGUGGGAGUAUGGGGACUUGACUGAAGAUUAG